Pseudo-nitzschia multistriata is the source of this 2235-nucleotide messenger RNA. NCBI's taxonomy places the organism in Eukaryota, Bacillariophyta, Bacillariophyceae, Bacillariales, Bacillariaceae. The record is from the annotation of a GenBank genome assembly.
UUAGAAAUGGCAGCCUCACCCAACGCAGCAAGGAAUCACAAAGAAACUUUAUUAUCUUGCUGUAUCAAAGCAUGAUGCAACAAAAGCAACGGCGACGUCGACGAAACGAGGAAAAUGCUAUGAAUGCCAGGAGCUAUGAUGCUUGCGACGAAAGCAAAUGUGUCUCGAGAGGUUUGAGUCAUCUUUACAAUUAUUCCUUUACUUGCUAUGGGGAUAAUAAGGACUUCCACAUGAUGUGUGYAGAUGGAUACCUACCACAAGUUGUGGAUGACGAAGACCUAGUUUUGACUGAGGGACUGAACGACGGAGCUCCUUUAUUGCUCAAUGUAUUCGGUAUUUGGGGUGCARKUGGAAGUGAUGAUUCGAACUUCCAGUAUUUCACGUGUUGUCCACCAGAUGAUCUUUCAGCUGAAACAAAAAAUGUUACCAGACAUUGUUCAGAUCCAAUUUUAGGUGAGACGGAGGGCGAUUCUAAUGCCACCUUCACUUGCGACGAGUACGAUAUCCAGYCGUAUCCCCGUAUGAUGAAASAGCCUAGAUUGUACGUGCAUCCCGAUGAUUGUUUUACGAACAAAUUCGAAGGAAAUCCCUAUAUGUGUUGCGAUGCCAGCGGAGCCGAAAAUGCAGAAAAAAUUCUGGAGGAUACUGAAUGUGUGCCAUACCGCACCGAGUCAUAUGACGAGGCAAAAGCGAUGAAUAGAUACGGCGGUAUUAUUCCAAUCACGUGUGACUUUCCAGACGGAGGAUUCAAAUUUCCUAGGUUCAUAGAAGAUGACGGCAGUACCCACCCAUCACAAUGGUUCCAUUACCAAUGUUGCAGAAGUGGACCUGCAAUUCCACCUUUCAUUCAUGAUUCUCCUUUCAAAUUAACAGUAUAUCCAAUACUUGUCUUGUCAGCUCUUGCAGCCAUUGGCUCCCUUCUUGUAAUCCUGGGAUUGACAAUUCCAUUGGUGAUCCAAUUGAGAACUGAGGCACACARAAAAUUGAAUCAGGUACGMGAUACUSGAGAUUCUGGACAGUCCGUAAUUAUACCACGUCUACCGGGACGAUCACGCGCAUCUUUAUACUCGACGACAAUAUGCUCUCAAAGUUCGGGACAACAAACAGCGAGGCAGUCACAGCAUAGAACCACAAGCUCCUAUUCGCGACAAUCACAGUWUUCAAGAUCACAGUAUUCAAGACCAUCAUACAGCUCCUACAAUUUAUAUCUGAUCUACUUGGCCAUACCCGAUCUCGCCAUGGCACUUUAUCAACUAUCCAUGUCUGCAAGCAUGAUCAACCAGAAGUUCAAUAUGAAAUUUCACAGCGUAGUUGUCUUUCCCUUGCUGCGCAUAUUUUCUCACGAAAUYGCAAUUAACCUGGCAUAUAUGAUCUCAGCUAUCCUCUAUAUCAAUGCCUUAAUGUCAUAUGAAGUGCUGGUAUUGUUACGCUCAUUUACUCAGGUCCGAAGGGUUCAGCCACCAAGUCUGACCAAGGUUACCCUGCAAGCAUUAUCCGUUUAUUGCUUUGCAAUAAUUAUGGKCGUCACAGAUUUCUUWGUCAGGAGAACGGCUGGUAGAGAAUUCCUCGACGGUAAUCUGCACCGAUCUCAGUCGCUCUUGGCUUGGGGAGGUCGCUAUGGGAUAACAAUACUGGUCAUGCCAAUUUUGUUUGUCAUGUGUGUGUGCAUCAUAAUUUUCUGGAAGGGUUAUUUGCCAGCUAUAAAAGGGAACAGUCCAAAAGAAAGGGCUCUGAGGGAGCUAGUUUGGUACUUCAUUCGUAUCGUUGCAGUCAUCUUUGGGAUCUGGUUACCAUUYAUAUUGCUGGGGGGCUGGACGCUAAUGAACCAAGGUGGCAUCGGAGACUCAUGGUAUUUGGCCCUCGUCCAAUUAUUGGGUCCUAUCGGCUCUCUGUUCACCACUUCUGUGAUACUGACCAAAUCUGAUGUAAGGGCGCACACCCUCAACCUGAUCACUCUCUCCUAUCUUCGUGAUUGCUUUCAUUCACGCUGUCGCGAAAACCGUGAACACGCAGAAGGAGGCMAGAAGAAAGAAGAGAACGAUCGAUCACAAAAAAAUCAACUGCCAUUGUCUUCUGAAAAUAGGAGAACCUACACAUACGAGGAUCCCUGCUCUUUAGAAUCUACCGAUAUGGUCACAUUGCAAGCGGUAGCUGAAGGCAGCGAUCCAAACAAAACCGAGGACUACAAUGCAUAGUAAAUAUUGUAUGACAAUAUUAUAAACAAAAUUAUACAUU